UCCUACCAAAUGCAGGCUGUGCAGGUGAAAAGUUAAAGCAGAAUCUGAAGUCCAUUUUUGUUGACCCUACCUUUUGAGAUAACAUACUUCUUCGAUAUACUGGAUUUUUUUGAAACAGAAACAAGUUUUCACUAUUGGAAUUUAUAUGCAAAAGCAGAUGCGAUUUACUGGGUGUUCUAGCUUUCAUUUAAUAUUUGAUAAAUGCUGAACACUUGAGUUAACUAAAAUUGAUGUGUCUGCCUCUAUUGUCUGAAAGAUGCAAAGUCCAGUUCUUGUUCUGUUAGCAUCUUAAGAGAAGAGUAAUUUAAGUAUCACAUGCAGAGUCAACCCAAAGGAUAUGGAAUAACUGGGAGUAAACUGGAAGCAAGCAGCCACAAGAUGAAACAGCACCAGCAAAUGAGGCAGCCACACAGACAGUAGAGAAAAAGAAAUUGGAAAGCUAGUGUGCAGAAUGCAUUUCUAAUAGAAAAAGCUUCCUACCUGGGGAGCCAGUCUCAGUAUUUGGAGAGACUGCAUCCACAAAUUAUCGAUCAUCUGCUAGGCUAUCUUCAAAUUACAGAUGAAGAACCUAGAGCAAAUUAAAAGACACUGAUGUUAAUUCACCAAAAAAAAAAAGAAUGGAAGACAAGUUACACAGCAACUUGACCAUCACCAAUGGUUCAACUUCUAGCCAAAAACAACAUGAAGGCCAUAGUCUUUGGGAAGUAAUCACCAUUGCUACUGUAACGGCCAUUUUAAGUUUGAUAACCAUUGUAGGAAAUGUUCUGGUAAUGAUAUCAUUCAAAGUCAACAGCCAGCUCAAAACAGUGAACAAUUACUAUUUACUCAGUCUUGCCUGUGCAGACCUUAUUAUUGGAAUAUUUUCUAUGAAUCUUUAUACAUCAUACAUAUUAAUAGGGCACUGGUCUCUUGGAAUUUUGGCAUGUGAUUUAUGGUUAGCACUCGAUUAUGUAGCUAGUAAUGCUUCAGUAAUGAAUUUGUUAGUUAUCAGUUUUGACAGAUACUUUUCUAUUACACGUCCUUUAACCUAUAGGGCUAAACGCACACCCAAAAGAGCUGGGAUUAUGAUUGGUUUGGCUUGGCUAAUUUCUUUUAUUCUGUGGGCACCUGUAAUCUUAUGCUGGCAGUAUCUUGUAGGGGAGCGAACUGUCCCACCUGGAGAAUGUCAAAUACAAUUUUUGUAUGAGCCUAUUGUUACCUUUGGUACCGCAAUUGCUGCUUUCUAUAUCCCAGUUUCAGUGAUGACUAUUUUAUAUUGCCGCAUUUACAAAGAGACUGAAAAACGAACCAAGGACUUAGCUGAGCUUCAGGGCUCCAGCUCUGUGACUGAGUUUGAAACGAUAAAGCCUCAGAAAACACUGCUGAAAUCUUGCUUUAGCUGCAGACAACAAAAUUUGACCAAAAGAGACCAAUCUCAGGCUUCGUGGUCUUCAUCCAGUCGAAGUACUUCUGCCACAGCAAAAGCAUCUCAGAUUCAAAACACCUGCCAAGAUUGGUCUAGGGCAGAGCAGCUGACCACUUGCAGCAGCUAUGCCUCAUCUGAAGAAGAGGAAAAAUGUCCUCCUGAUCCAGUCUUUCAAGUAGCUUAUAAGACCCCUGUAAAAGGGAUGGUUGAUGAGCAAAAAGUAGAGAAAAAGGAAGCUUUUAUCAAAGACCAACAUAAGGAGAAUGACUAUGACACCCAGAAAUAUUUUUUAACCCCAACCAAAAGUCAGGUGCAAAAAAGUAAUAAAUGUGUAGCUUAUAAAUUCCGGUUGGUGGUUAAAGCUGGUGGUGCACCAGAAACUAACAAUGGCUGCCGAAAAGUCAAAAUCACUCCUUGUUCUGCCAGUUUAUCCAAAGACGCUUCCAUCAAAAAUAUGGAUCCUAAUCUAAGUAAUCAAAUUACUAAAAGGAAAAGAAUGGUUCUUAUAAAAGAACGUAAAGCAGCCCAGACUCUAAGUGCCAUUCUUCUAGCUUUUAUAAUUACCUGGACCCCCUACAACAUAAUGGUAUUGGUUUCCACAUUCUGUUCAGAUUGCAUUCCUCCAACACUGUGGCAUCUUGGCUAUUGGUUGUGCUAUGUAAAUAGUACUGUGAACCCAAUUUGUUAUGCCUUGUGUAACAAAACAUUCAGAAAAACCUUUAAGUUGUUGCUCUUCUGUCAAUGGAAGAAGAAAAAAAUGGAAGAAAAAUUAUAUUGGCAGGGUAAUACAAAGCUGCCUUAAGUUAAAAUGAAGUAGCUGAAACACAAUAAUCUUGGCCAGAGAGUGUAUAUUAGUUGCAGGUCUUUAUUUGUAAAGUUGUUGUUUUGUGUGUUUGGAAGCAAAAGAAGCAACAUUUCUACGAUUUAUGAUAUGAAGGAAGCGGUCACAAUGUUGAACAUUUCUGUAAUUGGAAUAAUUCAAAGGAGCAUUUUGAGUGUUAUUAGGACAUUUGGUCCUGCACUUCUGCUCAAUAAUGGCAGGACAUAGGACCUUAAUAAUUGGUGAUUGAACAGAUCCAUAAAUGUAUUUGGUUCACAUUCUUGCAGAGUAACAUUAUGCCUUCUUAAAUAUUUUUCCAGUACUUUUUCAAGUUAAAUUGUAGAUCUGCAAUAUACUGAAGUUAGCACUGUUCACUUUGCAAAAUUAUCUACUAACUGAAUGAAUACAAAGGGAAUGCAUAUAUCUGUAGCCCAUGAUAAAUGAUUGAAAUUGUUUUUGGGAAGGCAAAAAUGUUCCUGAUGUCAGCUUGACUUAUGAACAAUGACUGAAUUUGAAUUCAUCUUUUUUUUUUAAUUGGGGCUAGAUGUGACUUGUAAGGGGAAAGGUCAUUUAUAAAGAGCAUAUUGGAAUAGAAUGAUUAUUUAAAUAUUUAAAAUUGCUGUAGUGAGAGCUACAUAUAAAGCUUAUAUCAAACACUAGCAUUUCAUAUUUUAUAUCCACAGUUUUACAAACAUUUGCAUGAAAUAGUUUUGGGUCAUAUUCCUCUUUGAAUGUUAUAAAUUGUACAAUGAGACAUGAAUAGUAUUAUAGCAUUUUAAAGAGAGAGAAGAAUAUGUAAAACAUCUACCUCUCUUUGUUUAGAUGUUUAGUGGCAAUAUUCAAAUCCCUAAUCCCCACAGUAAAAGUAAUUAAAUCCAUUGGGCAACUGUUACAACUUGUCAAAGAUUCUAUCCCUUCAGCCUGAAUAGGAAUUAUAAUUUAUAUAAGAAUGUAUAUUUAAUACAUAAUUGUUUCAGCAAAAAAUGUGAAUCUUUUAAAACAAAGACAGGUAAUUAGAAUAAUUUUUGAAUAGCAGAGUCUGUAUUAAAAUCAGCUACCAUAAU
This is a messenger RNA of Crotalus tigris (Tiger rattlesnake), 3289 nucleotides long. It is a transcript of the gene CHRM5, whose product is annotated as cholinergic receptor muscarinic 5. The record is from RefSeq and is a predicted model, not a curated record. Gene Ontology annotation, cellular component: synapse; dendrite; plasma membrane. Bases 618 to 2207 code for a protein of 529 amino acids. NCBI's taxonomy places the organism in Eukaryota, Metazoa, Chordata, Lepidosauria, Squamata, Viperidae. Gene Ontology annotation, molecular function: G protein-coupled serotonin receptor activity; G protein-coupled acetylcholine receptor activity. The transcript is spliced from 2 exons. Gene Ontology annotation, biological process: adenylate cyclase-inhibiting G protein-coupled acetylcholine receptor signaling pathway; chemical synaptic transmission; G protein-coupled receptor signaling pathway, coupled to cyclic nucleotide second messenger.